AUGGCGCCGGCGGCGGCGGAGGCUGGUCCCGGCGAUGACGGACUUAGGAAGCUGGAGUACCUUUCCCUGGUCUCUAAGGUUUGCUCUGAGCUCGAGACCCACAUCGGCGUCGGCGACAAGGUGCUGGCCGAGUUCAUCACCGAGCUCGGCCGCGACUCCACAACCGUCUCCGAGUUCGACGCUCGGCUCAAGGAGAAGGGCGCCGACUUCCCCGACUACUUCGUCCGUACGCUCCUCACCAUCAUCCACGCCAUCCUCCCGCCGACCUCCUCCAACCCUAGCUCUGCUGCCGUCACCGCGGGCCCCGCUGGCGCGGAGGCGGCCAAGUUCCCCGGGCUCGCCCGUCCCGACGACCCCGACCACGCUCGCAACCUCCGCCUCGAGCUCGAGCGGGAUGCCUAUGCGGCCGCUCCUGCUCCGGCGAGGGAUGACCGCGACCGCCGCUGGGAUGAGAGAGGCCGAGACCGGGACGACCGGGACUACAGUCGCGGCGGCCGUGACCACCACCGUGACCGUGGCGGCCGCGACUGGGAUCGAGGGCGCGACCGUGAGUAUGGCCGUGAUAGGGAUCGGGACCGUGGCAGAGAUCGUGAUGGGGACCGGCAUCAGGAUAGAGACAGAGGGAGGGACAGAGAUACUGGUAGGAACAGAGAUAGGGACUGGGGGAGGAGCAGGAGGUAUGCAGAUGAUGAGGAAGAGGAGAGGGGUGAUGGAGGAAGGGGAAGGGGAAGGGGAAGGGAUCUUGCUGCUUCAAAUCCCAGUGGGGAGCCAGAGCUGUACCAGGUGUACCGAGGGAGGGUUACCCGGGUGAUGGACACUGGAUGCUUUGUCAGGCUUGAGGAUGUCCGCGGUGGCCGCGAGGGACUUGUUCACGUAUCACAGAUGGCAAGUAGGCGGGUGGCCAAUGCAAAGGAGGUGGUGAAGCGUGACCAGGAGGUGUAUGUGAAGGUGGUUUCGGUGAAGGGGCAGAAGUUGAGUUUGUCGAUGCGGGAUGUGGAUCAGGAUACUGGGAAAGACCUCCUGCCGAUGCAGCGUGGCGGGGAUGAUGCACCAAGGGUGAACCCAUCAGGUGGCAAUGGCAGUGGCAUGGGGUCUGGCAAGAGGUUGGGUUUGUCAGGUAUUGUGAUCACAGAGGAGGAUGAGGCAGCCCCAAUGUCAAGACGACCACUCAAGCGAAUGAGCUCGCCAGAGAGGUGGGAAGCAAAACAGCUUAUUGCCUCGGGCGUGCUGGAUGUGAGGGAUUAUCCAAUGUUUGACGAGGAUGGGGAUGGUAUGAUGUACCAGGAGGAAGGUGCAGAGGAAGAGCUUGAAAUUGAGCUAAAUGAGGAUGAACCAGCAUUCUUGCAGGGGCAGAGCCGGUUUUCAAUUGACAUGUCACCUGUAAAGAUCUUUAAGAAUCCUGAGGGCUCACUGAGCCGAGCAGCAGCCCUACAGAGUGCUCUCAUAAAGGAGCGUCGUGAGGUUCGAGAACAGGAGCAGAGAGCCAUGUUAGAUUCAAUCCCGAAGGAUCUGAAUCGACCAUGGGAAGACCCAAUGCCUGAUACAGGUGAGCGGCACCUUGCACAGGAGCUGCGAGGUGUUGGCCUUUCAGCUUAUGACAUGCCUGAAUGGAAGAAGGAGGCCUAUGGAAAAGCUUUAACUUUUGGGCAAAGGUCAAAGCUUUCAAUACAAGAGCAGAGGCAGUCUCUUCCUAUUUACAAGUUGAAGAAAGAGCUUAUACAAGCUGUACAUGAUAAUCAAGUUUUGGUUGUUAUUGGAGAGACUGGUUCCGGGAAGACGACACAGGUGACACAAUAUUUGGCUGAGGCAGGUUAUACCACACGGGGUAAAAUUGGGUGUACUCAGCCUCGUAGGGUUGCUGCAAUGUCUGUUGCAAAGAGAGUGGCAGAAGAGUUUGGUUGUCGACUGGGAGAGGAAGUUGGUUAUGCUAUCCGUUUUGAGGACUGCACUGGUCCGGACACAGUGAUUAAAUACAUGACUGAUGGUAUGCUUCUGCGUGAAAUUCUUGUUGAUGAGAACCUUUCCCAGUAUUCUGUUAUCAUGCUUGAUGAAGCCCAUGAAAGGACCAUCCACACUGAUGUGCUCUUUGGUUUGCUGAAACAACUUAUUAAACGCAGAUCUGAUAUGAGGCUUAUUGUUACUUCUGCCACCCUUGAUGCUGAGAAGUUCUCAGGAUAUUUCUUUAACUGUAACAUCUUCACAAUUCCUGGAAGAACAUUCCCAGUAGAGAUACUGUACACUAAACAACCUGAAAGUGAUUACUUGGAUGCAGCAUUGAUUACUGUGCUGCAGAUUCACUUGACAGAGCCAGAAGGAGACAUCCUUGUUUUCCUGACAGGGCAGGAGGAAAUCGAUCAUGCCUGCCAAUGUCUUUAUGAGAGGAUGAAGGGGCUAGGGAAGGAUGUUCCUGAGCUGAUAAUCUUGCCUGUGUAUAGUGCCCUUCCUAGUGAGAUGCAAUCAAAGAUCUUUGACCCAGCUCCACCUGGUAAGAGGAAAGUUGUGGUGGCGACCAAUAUUGCUGAAGCUUCUUUGACAAUUGACGGUAUAUACUAUGUUGUGGAUCCUGGUUUUGCCAAAAUCAAUGUAUACAAUUCAAAACAAGGGCUUGACUCAUUGGUCAUCACUCCAAUAUCACAAGCGUCCGCGAAACAAAGAGCAGGGCGCAUGAGGCAAAUACAGAGGAUCAACUUGGGAUCUACAGUUCUUAAUAUGAAGGCGAUGGGAAUAAAUGACCUGUUAUCCUUUGAUUUUAUGGACCCCCCAGCACCUCAAGCAUUGAUUUCUGCCAUGGAACAGUUGUACAGCCUUGGCGCUCUUGAUGAAGAGGGCCUUCUAACCAAACUGGGGAGAAAAAUGGCAGAAUUUCCAUUGGAUCCACCACUUUCAAAGAUGCUACUAGCCAGUGUUGACCUUGGAUGCAGUGAUGAGAUACUGACUAUCAUAGCUAUGAUUCAAACAGGGAAUAUAUUCUACAGGCCACGAGAAAAACAGGCUCAAGCUGAUCAAAAGAAGGCUAAAUUUUUUCAGCCAGAGGGAGACCAUCUUACUCUACUUGCUGUAUAUGAGGCCUGGAAGGCAAAGAACUUUUCAGGGCCCUGGUGUUUUGAGAACUUUGUUCAAUCAAGAUCAUUGAGGAGAGCCCAGGAUGUGAGGAAACAACUUCUCACUAUCAUGGACAGAUAUAAACUUGAUGUUGUCUCCGCUGGGAAAAACUUCACAAAGAUAAGGAAAGCCAUCACUGCAGGAUUCUUUUUCCACGCCGCCAGGAAGGAUCCCCAGGAAGGAUACAGAACCUUGGUCGAAAACCAGCCAGUGUACAUCCACCCUAGCAGCGCAUUGUUCCAGCGCCAGCCAGACUGGGUCAUCUAUCAUGAGCUUGUGAUGACGACAAAGGAGUACAUGAGGGAGGUGACCGUGAUCGAUCCAAAAUGGCUUGUUGAGCUGGCGCCAAGGUUUUACAAGGGUGCUGACCCCACCAAGAUGAGCAAGAGGAAAAGGCAGGAGAGGAUCGAGCCUCUGUAUGAUAGAUACCACGAGCCCAACUCUUGGCGUCUUAGCAAACGCCGAGCUUGA
Messenger RNA from Miscanthus lutarioriparius, 3573 nucleotides. The record is from the annotation of a GenBank genome assembly. NCBI's taxonomy places the organism in Eukaryota, Viridiplantae, Streptophyta, Magnoliopsida, Poales, Poaceae.